Molecule: messenger RNA, 2256 nt
Organism: Penicillium verrucosum
Lineage: Eukaryota; Fungi; Ascomycota; Eurotiomycetes; Eurotiales; Aspergillaceae
Product: bifunctional anthranilate synthase/indole-3-glycerol-phosphate synthase
Exons: 1
Coding region: 1-2256 (751 amino acids)
Biological process (GO): L-tryptophan biosynthetic process
Cellular component (GO): cytosol
Molecular function (GO): indole-3-glycerol-phosphate synthase activity; anthranilate synthase activity; phosphoribosylanthranilate isomerase activity
Source: RefSeq, a predicted model, not a curated record
AUGGCGGACCUUGUCGACCACUCCCCCCACCAUGCCACGAAAGCAGCCAAACUGGCCAGCGCAUCCAACGUGAUUUUGAUCGACAAUUACGACUCAUUUACCUGGAACGUCUACCAGUACCUCGUGCUUGAAGGUGCUACCGUCACAGUCUACCGUAACGACGAAGUCACUGUUGAGGACUUGGUCGCAAAGAAGCCUACUCAACUAGUUAUCAGUCCUGGCCCCGGCCACCCCGAGACCGAUGCAGGAGUCAGUAACGCCGCAAUCCAAUAUUUCAGCGGAAAGAUUCCGAUAUUUGGUGUGUGUAUGGGCCAGCAAUGUAUGAUCACCUCGUUUGGUGGUAAGGUGGAUGUGACUGGCGAAAUUCUGCACGGAAAGACAUCAGAGUUGAAGCAUGACUCCAAGGGUGUAUACCAAGGAUUGCCAACCUCACUGGAGGUUACCCGGUACCAUUCGCUGGCCGGAACACACUCGACUAUCCCAGAUUGCUUGGAAGUGACCUCGCGGGUCCAGCUGGGGGACGGCAGUGGGAAGAACAUCAUUAUGGGUGUUAGACACAAGGAGUUCGCAGUGGAGGGUGUUCAGUUCCACCCUGAGAGUAUUUUGACGCAAUACGGGCGCAAGAUGUUCAGAAACUUCUUGGAGCUCACUGCUGGGACCUGGGAUAACAAGCAGGGAGCAGCAGCAGCCGCACCGGCAAAGAAGCUGUCCAUUUUGGACAAGAUCUACGCCCAUCGCAAAAAUGCGGUUGACGAGCAGAAGAAGAUUUCGGCUCUGCGACCAGAGGCUCUUCAAGCCGCAUAUGAUCUGAACAUUGCGCCUCCUCAAUUGUCAUUCCCUGAGCGCCUGAGACAAUCAGAAUAUCCUCUGUCACUCAUGGCGGAGAUCAAGCGUGCAUCUCCCUCAAAGGGCAUCAUCUCGGCCGACGUGUGUGCUCCUGCUCAAGCACGGGAGUACGCCAAAGUUGGCGCUAGCGUCAUUUCUGUCCUCACAGAGCCGGAGUGGUUCAAGGGCACCAUAGAUGACCUACGGGCUGUUCGUCAGAGUCUGGAGGGACUCACCAACCGACCCGCUGUCCUCCGAAAGGAGUUCGUCUUUGAUGAGUAUCAAAUCCUGGAGGCACGUUUGGCUGGAGCUGACACAGUUCUAUUGAUUGUGAAGAUGCUGGACAUUGAGUUGUUGACUAGACUGUAUCAUUACUCGCGCAGUCUCGGCAUGGAGCCUCUGGUCGAAGUCAACACACCCGAAGAGAUGAAGAUUGCAGUUGACCUGGGUUCUGAAGUCAUCGGUGUCAACAACCGAGACCUGACGAGCUUCGAGGUCGAUCUCGGAACUACUAGUCGCCUAAUGGAUCAAGUCCCCGAGAGCACAAUUGUGUGUGCCCUUAGUGGAAUCUUGGGGCCCCAAGAUGUGGAAGCUUAUAAGAAAGAAGGUGUUAAGGCCAUUCUUGUUGGAGAGGCGCUCAUGAGGGCACCUGAUACCUCUGCCUUUGUGGCACAGCUCCUCGGCGUUUCUAAUGAAGACUCUGCGGGUGCAUCAUCAGGUUCUCCAUUGGUGAAGAUUUGUGGAACUCGGACCGAAGAAGGAGCUCUGGCUGCUAUUCAAGCUGGCGCAGAUUUGAUUGGCAUCAUCAUGGUUCAGGGCCGCUCACGACUUGUCCCAGAUGAUGUGGCCCUCGGCAUUUCCCGGGUGGUCAAGUCAACCCCUCGUCCGGCUGGUACAUUGCAGCAGUCGACAAACGCUACAUCAUUGGAAUGGUUCGAUCACUCUACUAAUAUCUUGCGUCACCCUUCCCGUGCUUUGCUCGUGGGCGUAUUCAUGAACCAGCCGCUAUCAUAUGUCAUUUCUCAACAACAAAAGCUGGGUCUCGAUGUUGUGCAACUGCAUGGAUCCGAGCCAUUGGAGUGGUCUGGUUUGAUUCCAGUUCCUGUCAUUCGCAAAUUCGCCCCUGGUGACAUUGGCAUUUCUCGCAGAGCAUACCACACUCUUCCAUUGCUGGACUCUGGGGCCGGAGGCUCUGGAGAGCUUCUGGAGGAGAGCGGUGUCAAGAAGGUCCUCGAUAGUGAUGAGGGAUUGAGGGUAAUCCUGGCUGGAGGAUUAAACCCGGACAACGUGGUCGACACGGUGAAAAAACUGGGCGAGUCUGGCCAAAAAGUCGUCGGAUUAGAUGUCAGCUCAGGCGUAGAAACAAAUGGUGCUCAGGACUUGGAGAAAAUUCGAGCCUUUGUGAAGUCUGCCAAAAGCAUUCGGCAAUGA